AUGUCGGUCCCCGGAGGAGGCCACGGGCGCGGCGGCCAGGAGGGUGAAAGGGCACUCACGCCCAGCCCCCGGCCCAGCCCGCGGGCGUCGCGGCGCUUGCAGCAACGCGUCGAGUUCUACGAGACCGGCUGGUCCGUGGGCGCGGUAGCCCCCGAGGGGGCGGGGGCCUCGCGCCUGGACGUGGCCGAGGUGGAGCGUCGCUUGGAGGCGGAGCGCCGCAACCGCCGGGACGCCGUUGGCCCCGGCCGGCUGCAGGAGACGGUCCGUCUGCGGCCGACGCCCACCUCGUCGCCACGGCCGACGUCGCCCCUGCCGCCGAGGGCGCCACCCCGCGGCCUCCCGGGCCUCCUGUUGUCGUCACCGGAGGACCCCGCCUCGCUAGAGGAGACCUACGAGCGCACCGAUGAGGAGGGCGACCUGGUGACCGGCGCCAGGAUCGUGACGAGGGAGCGAGUCAGCGUGCGGCGCAGCGUCCGCGAGGUGACUAUCAGCAGGACGCCGUCCGACGACCACCUCGUGGACGACUCGGCCUACCAGUCCCGCGUGCACGGGCGGUACACGGAGCAGGCAUCCACGGCAUCCACGGCAAGCGGGCUGCUCUCGCCGACGUCCAUCACCACGACGAGGAGCCUGUCCUCGUCGCAGACCUCGCUCAGCGGCCAGUUCCCGUCCGAGGAGAACCUCGCGGGGCUCGUGAGGACGCCGUCGAGGGAGCGCCUCGGGGAGACGGAGUGGUACGCGGACCUGCACCACACCGAGGCGUCCCGCAGACACGAGCUGGUUCGGCGGGCGUCCCAGUACGACAAGCACAUCCAGCACAUCCGAGACGAGCAGGAGCGCGUGCAGAAGAAAACCUUUGUCAACUGGAUCAACUCGUACUUAUCCAAGCGAGUUCCACCGCUUCGGGUAGACGACUUGAUCGGGGACCUGCGCGAUGGCACGAAGCUGCUCGCACUGCUCGAGGUCCUGUCCGGGGAGAAACUGCCCGUUGAGAAGGGGAGGAACCUGCGGAGGCCGCACUUCCUGAGCAACGCCAACACCGCCCUGCAGUUCCUGCAGAGUAAGAAAAUCAAGCUGGUCAACAUCAACUCCUCGGACCUGGUUGACGGGCGGCCGCCCGUCGUGCUGGGGCUCAUCUGGACCAUCAUCUUGUACUUCCAGAUCGAGGAGAACACCCGCGCGCUGGAGUCGCUGGGUCACCGCUUUGGCGGCUCUGGCUCCAGCCUGGACAGCGAGGCGGAGGCGUCGCGGCGCCGGGCGGGCGGCGCGCAGACGCCGCUGCCGCAGGCGCAGCAGCAGCAGGACCGCUGGCGGCAGGGGGCGCGCCGGACGCUGCUGUCCUGGGUCAACAACGCCCUGCCCCAGGAGAUGGGCGUCGAGGUGCAGGACUUUGGCAAGUCGUGGCGCGACGGCCACGCCUUCGUCGCCCUGGUGCACGCCAUCCGCAACGACCUCCUCGACGUGGACGGGCUGAGGCAGGCCGCCAACCGGGUCCGUCUCGAGUCUGCCUUCGGCGCGGCCGAGCGCGACCUGGGCAUAGCGCGCCUCCUGGACCCGGAGGACGUCGACGUGGAGAGGCCCGACGAGAAGUCCGUCAUGACAUACGUAGCCCAGUUCCUGCACCGCUACCCGGAGCCGCGCGGCGUGGAGGAGACGGUCCCGACCAUCCAGUCCGAGUUCCAGAAGCUGUCGGCGUGGCUGUCGGAGACCACGGCCCGCCUGCAGAGGCUCAUCGACACCGGCAGCCUGCCUACCGAGUACAAGGAGUACCUGGCCUUCCGCGACGAGCUGCUCGUCCACGCCGCGUCCUACGAGAAGCUGAGCAAGCUCAUGGCGUCGCAGAGCACCGCGCCCGUCAACAUGGACGCCUGGCAGCGCGUCGAGGACCUGUGGGACAUGCUGGAGAAGCAGGUGCAGCAGUGGCUGUGGCUGCUGGACUCGCGCCUGCCGCCGCCGCUCGGCGAGGUGGGCCAGUGGCUGGCCAAGGCCGAGCGCCUCCUCACCUCGGACGCCACCGACAUCCCGACCGUCAUGAACGAGGAGACGGCCUCCGUCAUCAGCCGCAAGCUGGAGGAGCACAAGGCGUUCUUUGCAGAGCUGCCCGCGGUGCAGGCCAAGUUCCAGGCCGCGCGCUUCGGGCCCGCCGCGCAAGGGGUGCCGCCCCAGCAGCUGGAGAGCAUCGGCCGCCGCCUGGAGGAGGUGGGGCCCCGGGCCGCGCAGCGCCGCGUCAAGCUAAAGUUUCUCGAGCACAAGUGCUGCCUCAUCGCCUUCCUCAAUCUCACCGAGACCAAGCUGCGCGGCUGGACCGGCAAGUACGGCCGCGAGGACCACGUCCAGUCGCUGCUCGAGCAGUACGCCAACUUCGUGUCGCGCAACCGCAUCUUCCAGGAGUUCAACAAGGCGUUCGUCGACAUGCAGCAGGUGGUGGAGGAGUACAAGAGGGAAGGGGGAGUGGAUAAGCGCGAGUGUGCGGCCAUCGACCGCUUCAUGCGCGACACGGACGACCGCUGGCAGAAGGUGUCGGUGCAGCUGCGCUGCGUGCAGAACAUGCUCGAGGAGAUGGUGGCCUACUGGCGGCGGCACAACACGCUCUCGCAGGAGCUGCAGGACUGGCUGCAGCGCGCGACGCACGCCCUGCAGCGCCUGCCCGAGGACGAGCGCCAGAACUUCUUCCAGGACCUGAGCGUGUGGAAGGACAAGCUGUCGCUGCUCGUGGACACGGUGGGCUUCCUGACGGCGGCCUGCGACGAGGGCGUGUCGCGCGCGCUCCGCGACGCGCUGGCCGAGCUGACGGCGCGCUGGGACGAGGUGUUCCGCCACGUGCAGCAGUACAUGCACGCCGGCGACCUGCUCCGCCUUCGCCGCGAGUUCCACGACGGCAUGGAGCGCCUGCAGCGCUGGCUGCGCGGCGCCGAGACGGUGCUGGCCAACCUGCACCUGGAGCUGGGCUCGGCCGAGCGCAUCAAGGCGUACGGCCAGGAGCUGCAGCAGCUGCAGGCCGAGGUGGAGGGCAUGGAGCAGCUGUUCAAGGGCAUCAGCAAGACCUUCCAGAGCCUGAUCCAGGACCUGUCGCGCCAAGAGGUGGACACCAUGAUGGACACGCUAAAGAAAGAAAAGGAGGCCCUGGUGCGCGUGCGCGCGCAGAUCCCCAACCAGCUGCACCUGUACCACCAGGUGCUGGUCCAACAGGAGUCUCUGGAGGCUGGGCGCAGAGAGAUCUCCGCCUGGCUGAACGAGGCCGACGCGGUCCUGGGCGAGCGCGCCCCGUCCGGCACCCGCGAGCAGGUCCAGGCCCAGCUCGACCGCCACAAGGCCUUCUUCUCGCGCCUGCCGUACUACAAGUCGAUGCUGGACAGCAAGGUGAAGGUGCUGUUCAACAUGCUCAAGAGCGUCGAGGCCACGGCCGACGAGCACACGCAGGCCGGCGGCAGCGUGGAGCAGCUCAAGCAGGACAUGACGGCCUUCGCCAACCGCUUUGCGAGCGUCGCUCAGCGCGCUCAGCAGCAGGACGCGCCGCACCCGGAGACGCUGGUGGCGGUGAGCGCGCUGGUGGGCCAGCAGGAGAGCGCCGUGAGCCAGCUGGACAGCCAGCGGUCGGCCGUGGUGAGCAUGCUGCAGCGCGGCAAGGACCUGGGCCGGGACGCGCACGCGCCGCGCUUCCUGCACGAGCACGUGGCGGCCCUGGAGACGGGGUGGAACCAGGCGUACCAGACCACGCUCGACAAGCUGGCGCGCCUCAAGGGCACGCAGCGCGCCUGGCAGAGCUACGGCGAGCAGCGCGACGCCCUGACCGCGCUGCUGGCGCGCGCCAACGCCGAGCUGCGCUCCGUGUCGCGGGGCGGCAACGCGCUGCGCGUCGCCGAGGAGCUGCGCGACAAGCAGGCCACGUGCAAGGCGCUGCGCGAGGCCACCGAGACCAUGCUCAAGCGGCUGCGCGACCUGUACACGGCGCUGUGCGCCGUCGCGGCGCCCGACGCCAAGCCCGUGCUGCAGAAGGAGGUGACGGAGAUCGAGACGCGGCUGCAGACCACCCUGGAGGCGACGCAGCAGCGGGUGCGGCACCUGGAACAACUGCAGGCCCAGUGGGGCCAACUGGAGUCGAGGCUCGGCGACGUGCACACCUGGACGGUGGCCUCGGCCCCGGCUCUGCUCGCCCGCCUCCAGGCCGCGGACGUGGAGCCCGACCAGCGCGCCAGCCACGCGCAGACCCUGCAGCAACAGCUCGCGCAGAAGGCCACCGUGCUCGAGGAGGUGGAGGCCGAGUCCGAGCAGCUGCUGGGCGAGCUCGUGGCCGGCCCGGACGCAGCCGAGGUGCGGAAGCGCGUGGCGGCCGUGCGCGCCGAGGUGGCGCAGGUGCGGUCCGCGGCCCAACAGCAGAGCCGCGCCGUGGAGACGGACCUCCAGCAGUGGCAGCGCUACCAGGCUGCGCUGGCCGAGGUGCGGCCGUGGCUGGAACAGGCCGAGGUCCGCGUCGCGGCCGGGGCACAGCGUUUGCAGCGGCCCGGGUCGCUGGCCGAGGCCGAGGAUCUGCUGCAGCAGGCCAAGGUGUUCGAGAAGCAGGACGGCGCGGGCAAGCAGACGGCCCGGCUGGAGGGCGUGGUGGCCGAGUGGAAGGACCUGGACAAGCGAGCGAUCGCCAUCGAGGAGUGGCUCGCCCAGGGGGAGACCCGCCUGCAGCAGGCCGUCAUCAACAUCAACACACCCAGCACCGCCAAACUGCAGCAGCAGCUGGACAUCCUAAAGGUCUUCCAACAAGAAGUGAGCUCGCACCAGGCGCAACUUCUACCGCUGGCGCAGGCCAGCGAGGCCCUCAUGCACAACCUCACCCCCGAGGGGGCUACCGCCCUCAAGGGGCGCCUCGCCGAGAGCCGCGCCCGCUUCACACAGCUCGCCGAGGGUGUGAGGCACAAGAUUAUUUGCGCUUCGGACGCUUUGCUGUCAAGACAAGAAUUCCAAGGGCGAUUGGCUGAGUUUGGCACUUGGCUUGAGCGUCUGGGCGAGAGCUCUCAGCAGAUCAGAACCCUUACCAUGACCCCGGCCGACGCGGGAGCCUUGCUGCAGCGGACUCACUCACUACUCCAGGAACACGCCGAACACCAACCCACCUUCGCUGCCAUCUACGAGGAGGUUAAAAGGCUCUCCGAAUUCAGCUCUCCGGAGGACGCGCAGAGCCUGGACGAGGCAUACAGCGCGCUAUCAUCGAAGUACCAGGGCAUGGAGGAGGGCCUGCAGGGCAAGCGCGUGGUGCUGGAGCGGUGGGUGGAGCUGCUGAGCUGGCACGCCGAGACGACCGAGGCGCUGGCGCACGUGCGCUACCAGCUGGAGGGCCGCGCCGAGGACCUGGAGCUGGACAAGUUGGGCGCCGAGCUGGACGCCACGGUGGCCAAACUGGCCCAGUGGCGCGUGACGGCGGGCGCCAUCGACACGACUAGCCAGCAGAGCGGGCUGCAGGUGCGCGUGCAGGCCGUGGAGCUGGUGACGGCUCUGGACGCGCAGGCGGCCGCGCUCCGCACGCAGCUGGCGGCCCGGCGCGAGGCCCUGCGCGCCGUGGGCGCGCACUGGUCGCACUUCCAGGAGCGGCAGCAGGUGCUGUCGACUCAACUGCUGGCAGCGCAGGAGGCCGUGCAGAAGGCGCAGAUGACGGCGGACCGCUGCUCGCGCCUGGACGCGGCCUCGGCCGCCAUCACGCGGCUGUACGAGCAGCACCAGGCGACGCAGGCGGACCGUGAGCGGCUGCACGAGGAGGGCCGGAAGCUGAUGGCCGAGGACCAGGCCAACGCGUCGACCGUGCAGGGCAUCCUCGCUUCGUACGACGCCAAUUGGGACAAGGUAUCAGAGAUGCUGCGCGAGGCCAAGCUGCGCUACUCGGACCUGAGCGGCGCGUGGCGCAAGCUGUGCGAGGCCCGGGACCGCGUCGUUGCCGGAGUGUCCGAGGCCAUGGCCAUCCUGGGCCCGGACGAGGCGCGGGAGGUGCCCACCGACAUCACCCAGGCCACCAUGGCCCUAGACCGUGCCAAGAAAGCCCUCGACCACGUGAAGAAGGCCAAGGGCGCCCUGGACAUGAUGGACAGCAAGGCGCAGGUCUUGUCCAGGCUGGUGCAGGACGUACCAGGGUGGAGCAACGAAGAAGUUGAGCAGGCUCUCAACCAAGCUCACCAGGGCUGGCAGAAGGCACACGACGCCGCCGCGAGCCGCAUUCACAUGCUGGAGGCCCAGCUCGUCAUCUGGAGGCAGAUCGAGGAGGCCAAGAGCGACCUCCUGCAGUGGCUGAGCGAGACCAGCGGGGGCCUCACACUGUCCGGUACUCUGUCGGACGCGGAGACGACACGGCAGCGGCUGGCCCGCUACCAGGAGGAGCUCCCAAUGAAGCAGAGUCUCCAGGCCUCGAUCGAAGCCAAGCACGAGCAGCUCGUCAAGCUGAACGAGGGUCGCGCCGUGCCCACCCUGGACGCGCUGACGCGCCUGCUGCGCGAGCAGUUCGCGCACGUCAAGGGCAUCGCCGAGCAGCUGGACUCGGCCGCCUCCUCCCUGGAGAAGCAGGAGGCCGCGGUGCGCGCCGAGAUGAAGAACGUCGGCGACAGCGUGUCGCGCGUCCGGGAGGCCGUCAUCAAAUGCGACGACCUGACGGGCGACACGCCCCGCGUGCUGGAGAGGCUCAAGACGUGUCUGAAACUGAGCGUGGAUCUGCAAGCACUGAAAGCGAGUCUCGAUUCCGUCGAGAAGUCCGUGUCCACUGUCAAGACGGAGUUCCCCGCGUUCGGCGACAACACCGGCCUGAACAAGGAGCUGCAGGGCCUUCGCAAGCGGUACGAGGGCGUGGCGUCGCACGCGGAUAAGGUGCAGUCCACUCUGCGCUCCUUCCUGCGCAAGUUCCACGCCGACAAGCACGGCGGGCUGCUGCGGGCGCUCGCCGCCCUCAAGGAGAAGAUCGCCUGGUGCGAGCCGGAGCCGAACAGCGACCGCUACAACUUGGAGGUGAAGCUCACGUCGCUGGAGGAGCUGACUGCCGGGCUGGGCGACUGCGAGCGGCGCCAGGCCGAGCUGGUGCAGAGCCUGGAGCAGCUGCGUGGCGUGGAGACGCCCGAGGCCGUGAAGGAGCUCUGCUCGGAGCGGGACGAGGUGGCGUUGGACCUGGCCGGGCUCAAGGCCUGCCUGGCCUCGGUGCGCGUGCAGCUGGAGAAGGGCGUCGCCCAAUGGAGAGAACUCGAGCUGAGGUCGGAGAGCGUCGCCUCGUGGCUGAAGGAGGCCGAGGCCCGCAUGAGGACAGAGACUGCACGGCAGGCGGACCUCUCCCGCCUCGACGAACACAUCCAGGAGAUGAGCGUGUUCCUCAAACAGAUCGAGGACUUUGAACACGAGACUGAGGCGCUGACCAAGUUGGCCGAGGCCAUGACCAAGGACAACCCCGAAUGUCGCGCUUCCUCGCACGUCGGCCUGCUGUCGACGCGCCACGCUGCUCUGCGGCGCACCAUCCGGGCGCUCGUCGACCAGCUCAAGACCCUGGGCCAGGACCAGAAGCUUUACGCCGAGGCCGUGAAGCAGGCGGAGCAGUGGCUCGGCCAGGCUGAGGCGCGGCUCAAGUCGUGCGAGGAGGUACUGUCCGCCGGCACCAAGCCCACCGCCGCCUACCAGGCGCAGCUGCAGGUCCUCAAGGACUUCGUGGUCGAGCGCGAGCGCGGCCAGGCCCUGGUGGGCGCGGCGGUAGAACGCGGCGAGGCUCUGCUCUCCGGCGUUACCCCCGAGACCAGGGAGAACGUCCGCGCCGAGCUGCGUCGCCUCCGGGACGCAUCCGAGAGGCUCCUGGACCGCGCCAACGCUCUGCAGAAGCGCGUGGAGGGCGUGAUGAUGCAGCGCGCCUCGCUGGACGAGAGCACGGCGCAGGUGGAGCAGUGGCUCACGGAGGCGAGCGGCCGCCUCGGCCCCGCCCUGCAGCUGUGUGCCACCCUGCCCGACAAGAAGCGCGUCCUGCACACGGUGCGCACUCUGGCGGCGGACGCGGCAUCCCACGGCGCCAUCCUGAGGACGCUCGAGGACAAGACGGCCGGACUUCAAGACGCGGACGCAUCGGCGAGGCUCGCCAAGAUCUUGAGUCAGUACAAGGACCUGAGCACCAAGGCCGAAGAGCGCGUGGCCGUGGCUGAGAAGCACGUCGUCAACCACGAAGCCUACUCACAGUCUAAAUUUGCUGAGUUAUUAAAACUACUUAAUUUGGGGAAAUUCGGGGAAAUUUGA
Molecule: messenger RNA, 8232 nt
Organism: Frankliniella occidentalis (western flower thrips)
Lineage: Eukaryota; Metazoa; Arthropoda; Insecta; Thysanoptera; Thripidae
Product: muscle-specific protein 300 kDa-like
Exons: 16
Coding region: 1-8232 (2743 amino acids)
Biological process (GO): nuclear migration
Cellular component (GO): nuclear outer membrane; cytoplasm; meiotic nuclear membrane microtubule tethering complex
Molecular function (GO): actin filament binding
Source: RefSeq, a predicted model, not a curated record